Molecule: messenger RNA, 1782 nt
Organism: Fonsecaea erecta
Lineage: Eukaryota; Fungi; Ascomycota; Eurotiomycetes; Chaetothyriales; Herpotrichiellaceae
Exons: 5
Coding region: 1-1782 (593 amino acids)
Source: RefSeq, a predicted model, not a curated record
AUGACACCAACACGCACUCAAGAUGUCGAGUACGAAGUGCUUCAUCCCGGCCAGCACGGUCGUAAGGACGGCACAACACCGAGAGCACCGCGAACUUGGAAGGUCGCACUGUCGAUGGCUUGCUCGAUCAUAGCUGGGCUGGUGUUUGCCUUGGUUCAUCACUUCUUCUACACCUAUUGGAAUGGGAAAGUCGUGUCCAGCGACGCACAACAGCGUUGGAUCAUACGAGGCGGAACUGCUUUUGCUUUUGGCUUGAAAACAACCCUGGCUUUGGGCACCAGCAUCGCCUAUGUCCAGUACUUCUGGUUGACUGUCUGUUCCAAGGAGUUUGAGGUGGGCAAGAUCAACUCGAUUUUCAAGGUUCUGGGCAAUGCCUUUGAAUUGUGCGAUUUGAAACUUUGGUUUCGGCUGCCCGUCCUGGCCUCGUUGGCCAUUGUAACAUGGACUCUCCCUAUUGCGGCCAUCAUCUCACCUGGCACGCUCAUAGUAACUCCGUCGACGGGAAACAGAACAGAACAUCUGGGAGUGCCACAGUUUGACUAUCGAGAUUAUACCCCAUUUGCUUCGCCCCUCCCCUCCGAUGACGCCAAAUUCGCCGGAGCCAGCAAUACACUCGUACAACUGGCCCUCGGAAGCGCUACUACCCAGUCCAUCCUGUCUAUAUCGCCGCCAGUCGCCAACUCGACAUACGCCGUCAAGAUGUACGCCCCGGCCCUGACAUGCCAAGUACCAGCCCGGAACGAUUCCCUUGCUAUAGAGGGCGCGUAUACUAACUAUGCGGACACCUCGGGCGGGUUUGGCAUCAACUAUAUGGCGUGGGUCCCCUACGGCGACGGUGCCGAGAACGGAUGUCAGAAUGGAAGCAUUGCCAUCCCGUCAGAUCUCACCACCAACAAGCUACCCAGCACAACCGACAGUUGUUACGACGGUUACAGUGCCAAACUCAACAUUUUCAUCCCGUUCAACACGGCCAGCGACGCAACUUUCUCCGAGUCUUCGGUUCUGCUCAACUGUUCACUCAUGAAUGCUUCGUACACCGUCAACUUUGAUUUUCGUGAUCGUGCACAACGUGUGAACGUCCAGAGUCGAGAGCUCUUGAACGGGGUUGCAGGUUUGUCAAGUUACGAGGAGUUGUUUGACGACUCCCCAUCCAUGUUUAAUAAGCUAUUGUCCUACAUGUCUGUUAAUCUACAGAUGGAUGCGUUUGGGCGUAUUAUGGUGGGCACGAUAAACACAGAUCACUACGGGACGAUUACGCCGGCCUAUACCCUCGUGCUUUCCACCGGACUCCGAUCGCAGUUGUCUGGAGUCACGAACAACGUGCCUAGUACCAGUAAUGCCACCUUUGCGCGGUCGGUGGAGAAUCUAUUUGAAAACAUGACCAUGAGUCUCCUCAGCUCAAAUGACUUUAUUGUCGACUUUUCAAACGAGACCGAAGCCGCUGGGACACCCUUGACGGCCGUCACAAUUUACUAUCCUCAGAACAUCUACACAUAUGAAGCAGCGCAGCUGUGGCUGGCCUACGGCAUCGCCAUCCUCGCCAACGUCCUCUGUUUGCUGACCGGCAUGUUCGCGAUGCGGCGCAAUGGACUCUCCUACAGCAAUGACUUCACAACCAUCAUGAGAACGACCCGCAAUCCCAACCUCGACCUUCUGGUACCCGAAGCCGAAUCCAAUGGUGCGGAGCCGGUUGCGCCACGGACGAAGAAGGGGACACUCACGUACCAACGCUCAAAUGAGUAUGGGUGGGCCGGCUUUUCGGCCAAGGGAAUGCAGUAUUGA